AUGGAGACUCAUUUAUCCGGUGUGGUGACAAUCACAAACGCUCAGUAUCAUAAUAGGGUGAGGAUGUUGAAUGACGACGACGGUGAACCAUUAUUUUGCGUUGUCCCUACGCCUCAAGAUUCACCUCGUACGGAAGAGCUGUGGAAACUUGAAGCAGGCGAUCACAAUCGCUAUCGGCUUAUAAACGUGAAAUACGACGAGUAUGAUGCAGUCGCUCACCACCCUCACAAGGUCAAGGCACAAGUACUUGCUUCGCAUCGUGAAGAUCAGUGGUGGCUGAUCGAGAGAGUGAAAGAUAAAGAUCACAAAAAUGCAUACUUGUUCGUUUUUAUUAUGACUUGGGCGACGGACGUUGAUGAAUCUCUGUUCUGA
Messenger RNA from Fibroporia radiculosa, 372 nucleotides. RefSeq lists its product as uncharacterized. NCBI's taxonomy places the organism in Eukaryota, Fungi, Basidiomycota, Agaricomycetes, Polyporales, Fibroporiaceae. The record is from RefSeq and is a predicted model, not a curated record. The coding region runs from base 1 to 372 and encodes 123 amino acids. The transcript is spliced from 2 exons.